AUGUUUGCGGUUCCUGAAGUCGACGAUAACAUUGAAAUUUCCAUUCCGAUAGAAACUACAAAGUCGAUUACACAACCCGAAGCAACAAUAGAAUCUUCUAUAUCUCCACCAUCACCGCCUUCAGCUUCACUAGUUGAACAAAUAAAAAAAAAUCCAAUUAAAAUGCCUAUACCUCCAGCAACAGUAUCUUCUAAACAACAUCAUUCUCGUCGAAGUCUUUUCCAUCGAAAUACAAUUCAUAUAUGUGAUCAAAUUGUCGAUCGAAUUACAUUACAUCAACAACAUCAUUCAGCUCCACCAUCACAAAAUCAACAACAGUCAAAAAUAGGUUUACAAUCUAUUAAUGAAAAUGUAGAAUAUUUAUCUACAAAUGGAAUAAAUGAACAAAGACAAAAUAUAAUUAAUUCUCGUUUUCCUCGUUCGAAUACAGUUCCUUAUCCAGUAUAUGCAACAUUUCGAAAGAGUCCUGGAAAUACUCUUCCUUCAAAUUAUUAUUACAGUGAUUAUCCAACAAUUAUUCAAGGAACAGUUUCACCCGAACAAGCAAAUACAUACUAUAACAUAAGACAACCACUUUCAUCAAUAAAUACUAAUUUUCAACCAAUAUCACCUUAUCAUCAACAACAACAACAACAACAACAACACGGUAAUCGACCUGUUGAUAUUCUUAAACCAACAUUUUUAAUUGUACCAAAAGAAGCUGAACAACAAUUAACAGCUCAACUUUCAAAAUCUAAUUCACCUAUACCAACAACAAAUACUACUAUGAAAUCACCAUCAUCAUCAUCUAAAUCAACAACAAAGAAAAUUGAUACAAAAAAACAAGAAAAAAAACCUAUUAUUAAAGAACAAUCAUUACCUAAUGUUCGAAAUGUUGAAAUUCAAACCAAUAAUCAUUCACCAACUAGAGCAACAACAACAGCAGGAGUAACAAUUAUGGAUAAUACACAUCAACAUGUUGGUGUAAUAGCUACACCUAAUCCAUCACCAUAUGUUCAUUUUGUUAAUGUAUCUUAUCCAAGACAAUCACCACAAUUUUUACAAGAUGGUCCACCAGAAACAUCUAUUAUGAAUGAUGAAUUUUUACAUGUUAAUGAAUAUCAACCAUCAGGUAGUAUUCGAUCAAUGCCAAAUAUUGCUUUAUCACAAGUCUCACCUCAUCACCUAUAUGGCUCACCUACUUCACGACAUUAUCAUCCUUCUCAACAAAUAUAUGAUGAGCAACAACAACAACAACAAGUACCAUUGACAAAUAUUGAACCAACUGUUGUUCGUUCAGCUACUGUACCUCCAAUGGCACCAACAUCGAAAACUACUCGUUUGGAAACAAGAGAAACAGAUGAAUCAAGUGUAACAUCACUUGAUUUUCCUCAUACGGAUCUUAUUGAUAUUCCUGGUUCAUGGCGAUAUCGAUCAUUACCUGAUGGACGAUCAAUGCCUGUAUCAACAUCAGCAAGACGACAUCGUGCACCAAUACCUCGAUCAUUUUAUGAUCCUCAACAUUAUGCUAGUGAUUCGGAACAAGUCGUACGUUCAUCUAGUUUUCGUCAUCCACAACAACAACAACAACAAUCAUUAGUAAAAUCACGUCCAUUUGGUUCAAUACCAACAAUUAAUGGACCAUUUGAUUCAAUUCGAAGUCAACAAACAAUUCAACUUGCACCAUCAAUUCGUUUAAGUGAAAAAGAUGUUUUAAAAAUCGGAUCAUUUUAUCAAAGUAUCGGUACACUUGUGUAUGUUGCUCGUAGUAUUGCUACACUUUAUACAUCGGAUUUUGAUGCUAUGGCUAAUUUAAAAGAUUGGAAAAAACUUUAUACAGGUGUACCUAUAUGGCUUUUCAAUACGGGCAUGAAUCCUAAAAGAGCUCGUAUUAUUCGUUUAGUAAUAUCAGAACUUGGUUCAAGUUUUACACUUUGGGAUACAAUGGUUAAUGGUGCAUCUGAUGUACGCCUACCAAAGGCACGUCAUAUAACAUUAAAAUCACUUGAAACAGGUACAGUACUUGCAUUAAAAUUUGAUGAUACAAAUGCAACAGAUGAAUUUCAUCAAUAUUUUGUUAAAUUAUCAUCCAAUCCACGUAAUGGUGAUUUAUUUGAUAUAUUUAAUGCAAAACGACGUCCACCUAAUUUUAUUUUACGUAGACGAAGAAUAAAAAAAUCAGCUAUUUCAAAACCAACAGAAUUUAAUCAUAUAAACAAAGUUGAUGAACAUGAUCGAGAUUCAUUAUAUACUUAUUCGGUGCUGGUUGAUAAUGGAGCUCUUAUCAAUUAG
This is a messenger RNA of Rotaria sordida, 2271 nucleotides long. Lineage: Eukaryota; Metazoa; Rotifera; Eurotatoria; Philodinida; Philodinidae. The record is from the annotation of a GenBank genome assembly.